Molecule: messenger RNA, 3746 nt
Organism: Prosopis cineraria
Lineage: Eukaryota; Viridiplantae; Streptophyta; Magnoliopsida; Fabales; Fabaceae
Product: receptor like protein 22-like
Molecular function (GO): protein binding
Source: RefSeq, a predicted model, not a curated record
AUGGAUCAGGAUGAAGCUGAAGAUGAACCACCUUUGGAGGGUGAUGGGGAUUUGUGUAUUUAUCAGAAGUUUGAUGGGAACAAUUUUGCCAUUCUUGUUCUCUAUGUUAAUGAUAUCUUCUUAGCCAGCAAAUCAAUGAAUUUCCUCAAUGAGAUAAAACACCUAUUGUCUUGCCAUUUUGAUAUGAAGGACAUGGGUAAAGCAUCCUUCAUUCUUAGGAUACAGAUUCAUCGUGAUAGAUCUCGUGGUAUUCUUGGUUUAUCACAGACCACUUAUAUUGAGCAGGUACUUAAGAGAUUCAGAAUGGAUUCAUGUUUUCCCUCACCUACUCUUAUUCAGAAAGGUCUGGAUCAUUGGAAGACUGCUAAGAAAGUUAUGAGGUAUCUUCAAGAUUCAGAUUUUGCCUCUUGUCUGGAUGAUCGUAAAUCCACGACCGGCUAUAUUUUCUUGUUGUCUGAAGGAGCUGUCUCUUGGAAAAGUGUGAAACAGACACUUACAGCAGUUUCAUCUAUGGAAGCUGAGUCUAUUGCUUGUUUUGACACUACACGUCACGCUAUAUGGUUGAGGAAGUUGAUAUCUAGCAUACGCCUAGUUGAGUCAAUAUCACGUCCUCUAACCAUUUACUAUGAUAACAAAUCUGCAAUGCUUGCAGAUCCGCUGACCAAGGGCUUACUUGUAGAAGUUUUUCAAAAUCAUGUAACUUAUAUGGACUCUGGGGACCUGUGGGUUGUGCACCUGUCUACACUUGAGGUAAUUGAGCCUUCUCAAGGGUUCAUGGAUUCUUCAGCUACAGUUUGUUUCCCAUAUUUGUCUCCAAAGAAUAUUCCAAUGAGAAAUAACUACUCAUGGAUUUUCUCGAUAUUGUUCUUCCACUUCAUAAACUUGAUCAGUUUCAAUAUCUUUCAAGUGACUGGUCAUUGCCUUAUCGGCCAUCAAGAAUCUGCCUUGCUUCAUUUGAAGAAUAGUCUCACUUUCAACCCUGCCAACUCCCAAAAAUUGGUUCAUUGGAACCAAAGUGACGAUUGUUGUCGAUGGAAUGGAGUAACAUGCAACAAGAAGGGAUUUGUUAUAGUUUUGGACCUGAGUGAAGAAUCUACCUCUGGGGGAGUUGAUAAUGCUAGCGGUCUCUUCAACUUACGGCAUCUACAAGACUUGAACUUGGCUUACAAUGACUUCCAUUCAUCGAUUCCUUUGGAGUUUCACAAAUUGAAGAACUUGAGGCAUCUAAAUUUGUCAAAUGCUGGCUUUGAGGGUCAGAUUCCGAUUGCAGUCUCUCAAUUAACAAAUCUAGUUUCUCUGGAUCUGUCAUCCAACAACUUCACAGGCGGUCUUCCAUAUUUCAACAUGUCCAAGAACCUCGAGUAUCUAUCUGUUUCUCUUAAUCACUUGACAGGUGAAAUUUUAUCAUCUCAUUUUGAAAGUCUUGACAAACUCAUCACCAUUGAUUUAGUGGGAAAUUCCUUUUACAGAAGAGUUCCUUCAUGUCUCUUUGCACUUCCAUCUCUGAAAGAACUUAUGCUUUCUCAUAAUAGAUUUGAGGGUGUAUUGGGUGAAUUCCCAAAUGCAUCAUUCUCCUCAUUAGAGAUCCUUGAUGUUAGUGGGAAUAAUCUAGAAGGGCCUAUUCCCUUGUCCAUCUUUCAAUUUAGAAGGCUUAGUUUUCUCCAACUUUCCUCAAAUAAGUUUAAUGGCACUAUGUAUUUGGAUGCUGUGAGAAAGAUGGAACAUUUGGUCACACUAGGCCUUAAUCACAACAACCUGUCAGUUGAUACAACUUUGAGGGAUAACUCUGAUGACUUGUUAACAUUUCCCAUGUUGAAUAUGCUCAUGUUAGCUUCUUGCAAGUUGAAAGAAUUCCCAAUCUUUCUAAGAAAUCAAUCCAAUUUAAUCUACCUUGACCUAUCUAGCAACCAGAUUCAAGGUAGUAUACCCAAUUGGAUUUGGAGGUUUGAUUUUAUGGUAUUCCUAAAUCUUUCAAACAAUUUUUUGACUGAUUUGGAAGGGCCUUUUCAAAAUAUUAGCACCAAUCUGUUUACAAUUGACCUUCAUUCCAACCAACUUCAAGGCCCCACUCCCAUUUUUUCAAAAAAUGUGAUGUUCUUGGAUUUCUCAAGCAAUAGAUUUAGCUAUUUAGCCCCAUUUGACAUUGAUAACAAACUUCAGUUUGCAUUUUUCCUCUCUCUUUCAAACAAUAGAUUUCAUGGCAAAAUUCCAGAAUCUUUUUGUACAAUUUCAAAUCUCCGAUUUCUUGAUCUUUCUGAUAAUAGCUUCAAUGAUACCAUUCCUGAGUGUUUGAUAAGAAUGAUCACUAGCACUCUUAAAGUAUUAAAUCUUGCAAGGAACAAACUCGAAGGGAAAAUUUUGGAUACAUUUUCAACUUCCUGUGCUUUAAGGUUCCUUGAUCUGAAUGAAAACUUCUUAGGAGGUGUUAUCCCAAAAUCUUUGGCCAAUUCAAAAUUACAAGUGUUGAACCUUGGAAGCAAUCAAUUAAUUGAUAGAUUUCCUUGCUUCUUAAAGAACAUAUCCACCUUAAAAGUCAUGAUUUUAAGAUCAAACAAUUUCUAUGGCCCACUUGCAUGCUCAUAUAGCACUGGAAAUUGGGGCACUCUUCAAAUUGUUGAUCUAGCCUCCAAUAAGUUUAGUGGUACCCUACCAAGAUCACUCUUGCAAAGUUGGAUAGCUCUCAUGCUCGAUGGUGAAGCUACUUCACAAUUUGGCCAUUUGUUUUUCGACAUCAAUGAUGGCAUUAACCCGUUGGGUUUUUGGAGUCAAUUGCACUUCCUUUUGAAAAAAGAUCUUGCACUAAAACUAGCCAAAAUACUGGAAGUAAUGCCACCUUUUGCGAUUGAUCACAUAUUUUAUGAUGUCUAUCUUGUUGAUUUUGGAGGUACGAGUUACCAAGAUUCAGUAACAAUUGUCAACAAAGGGAGACACGAAGUUGGUAAGAUUUUUUUUGACUUCACUUCUUUGGAUUUCUCAUCCAACCAUCUGGAAGGGCCAAUACCGAAAGAGCUUAUGAGUUUCAAAGCACUUCAUGCUCUUAAUUUGUCACUGAAUGCCUUUUCGGGCUAUAUCCCUUCAUCCAUAGGGAAUCUGAAGUAUCUUGAGUCUUUGGAUUUGUCAGCAAACUCUUUCAGUGGGAAUAUUCCAACAGAACUAGCAAGCUUAUCUUUCCUUGAAGUUCUAAACCUUUCCGUCAAUCACUUGACAGGACCAAUCCCAACUGGUACCCAAAUCCAGUCAUUUGAUGCAGAUUCAUUUGAAGGUAAUGAAGGACUAUGUGGACCUCCAUUGACACAUAAUUGCAAUUCUGGUGUAGGCCCAACAUUGUCACCGCCAUCAUCUGAAACAUCUAUGUUGAAUUCUAGAAGUUCUAUUGAUUGGAAUUUCUUAAGUGCUGAAUUGGGAUUUAUUUUUGGUCUUGGAAUUGUGAUCUUACCCCUCAGUUUUUGGAAGCAGUGGAGGCUAAAAUACUUCAAACAUGUGGACUCAAUCCUUUGGAAGAUCAUACCUCAGCUUGAUUUUGCAUAUGAAAACCAUGGGGGGAGAAUUUACAGAAGUUUAAGGUGGAAACCUUUCUAAACUCACUGAGAACAAAACCAGAGUGCAAUUUCUCUUAUUUGGUUUUCUUUUUUUUAGUUAGAGUAUGUGAUACUUAUCCUGAAGCAUAUAGGUGUAUUGUAUUGGUUAAAAGCAAAAUGUGACAAUGUAAUAAAUGCAUGGAUGUGACCUUCAAGGACAUUAUCUCA